GUGACCCGCGCCGCGCUCGAGGCGCUGCCCGAGUCGUGCGGCGGCCUCGACGCGCUCGAGUACCUGGAUCUCUCGUACAACCUCCUGGCGUCGCUGCCCGACUCCAUCGGCGCGCUGUCCGAACUCAAGGUGUUGGAGGCCCGGGGGAACCGUCUCCAGACGCUCCCCGAGAGCAUCGCCGGCCUCGCGAGCCUCGAGCGCCUCGAGCUCGCCUCGAACGAUCUGAGCGCGCUCCCGGAGUCCAUCGGCGACCUCGCGGCGCUCGCGACGCUCGUGCUCGACAUGAACGAGCUCACGAGCUUCCCGGACUCGCUCGGCGAUCUCGCCUCGCUCGAGACCCCGAGCGCGAUCGAGAACGGGCUCGUCGAGCUCCCGGGCUCCUUCGGCGGGCUGGCGAGCCUCGAGACGCUCGAUCUGAAGUACAACGCCCUCGAACGCCUGCCGCCGUCCUUCGCCGAGCUCGCGUCCCUGAGAUAUCUGGAUCUCAGCGCCAACGACCUCGCCGCGCUGCCG
Aureococcus anophagefferens is the source of this 513-nucleotide messenger RNA. RefSeq lists its product as hypothetical. The annotation marks the transcript as partial. The transcript has a single exon. Gene Ontology annotation, molecular function: protein binding. The record is from RefSeq and is a predicted model, not a curated record. Lineage: Eukaryota; Pelagophyceae; Pelagomonadales; Pelagomonadaceae.